CUGUGCGCUCUACUGUUUGCAUUGUGUCUGAACUGCCGGCGAGCUUUAAAAAUAUUAUCCCCCAGCACGGCGAUGUCGGGCAGGUCGGUCCGAGCCGAGACCCGGAGCAGGGCGAAGGAUGACAUCAAGAGGGUUAUGGCCGCUAUUGAGAAAGUACGAAAAUGGGAGAAGAAAUGGGUGACUGUUGGCGACACGUCCCUUCGCAUCUACAAGUGGGUGCCAGUGAUGGAGCCCAAAUCAGAUGAUAAGAACAAGAAUAAGAAGAAGGGUAAAGACGAGAAGUAUGGGUCAGAGGUGACAACUCCAGAGAACAGCUCUUCUCCAGGGAUGAUGGACAUGCAUGACGACAACAGUAACCAGAGCUCCAUCGCUGACUCCUCCCCCGUGAAACAGGAGAACAGCUGUAGCACGAGCCCCGCCCCCGAGCCCUCCAGCACAUCUCACCGAGAGAACGGUGACUCCAAGACUGACCAGAGCCCUGACAGCAAGAGAGGUAAAAGCAUCGCUUCCUCAGAAACCUCGGAAAGAGCACAAAGUGCAAAGAGAGACGGCCCGUCUUCAGGGGACAAGGACUCUUCAGUCAGCAAAGCCACUCAGGAUCUAGAAGAGGAGACCCCACCUUGCAAGAAAAGCAAACUGGAGUCCUCAUCUCAGGACUUUGAGGAGAGUUAAAUGUUCAGGCUGGAGUAAUUUCUCUCCUUCGCCCCCUCCCUUCCUCCUUCUGCACAUCCCUCCAUUAACCCUUUGCUAAUUUUGGGAUAAUGGAUGCACCUCGUCUUUUGGUCCUCACCCCUUUGACCUAAAUGUGGCCACACCAAAGGGUAAAUGGACCCUAACCCCCCCCGACUCCCUGGCACCCAUUCCCCCCUGAUUUGCCACCUUCAUCCUAAUGCUCCUCUGUCACAGAGGGACAAUGGGUAUUACCUCUAUUUACUGGUCCCCUCCGUGCUUCCUUACAGUUCUCCACGCUUUUCACUAAUGCCAAGAGAAGCUCUGAACCCAGGCUGUAAUCUCCUCUCUGACCAGAGGGGGGCAGCGCUGCUAUCCCAGGCCAGUCCAGAAGCGAUACACUGACCUGCAUCUGUGACGAGAAGAGUAACCCGGGGACUUGAUGCUGAUGAGUGGGAAUAGGCCGAGGUUGCGCCGGGAUGUUGAUCUGAGGCUGUUUUACUGCUAACGGUUUAGCUCAGGAUCCAUGGAGGCUAACCUGGCCUCAGGUCAGCAGCCGUGGCAAAGCUCAGCCAAACACGGCAUCACUUCAGUUCUCAGACUUUGCCUCCUGUUAGACUAACAUUGUCUGUUUGUUUAGGAAAAGUGUAGUUUUUUUUGUUUUUUUUCCUCAGGAGGGUCAAUGCACUGUUAUGGUCUGUCACAAUUGAUCACAGAUGGAUUUGCUGCUGUAGUGGAGAUCUUUUUUCUCUAUCCAUGAAGAAUCCUUCCCUUACUCGUUUUCCAUGAGUUGGCUGUAGGUGGUGUAGGGAAAAGCCGACUGUACCGGUCAAGUUGAACUCUUGGAUAAGUAGUGACAACAGGCAUCGGUUCCGAAGGCGUGCCUUGAGUUGAUACUGUAAAAUCCCAUUUUUGGUCAAAUGGUUUUUGAAUUCCAGCUUUGGUGCCAUUCUUCAUCAAAUGAUUUCUGCCUUAUCACCAAUGAUUAUAUCCAAUAUUUAUAUACAGCUACAAGUGUUGGAUUGUAGGAGCAGCAGUUAUGGACUAGAAGUGAAAUAUUAGCCAGGGGUAAUAUUGUUCACCUUCUGGGAUUUCUAACGUUUAAAUCUUCUAAACAGAUCCAUUUUUGCUUCAGGAGGUACCUUAUCACCAAGCUAAUACUGGUCACCAGGUGUCAUCAGAACAGUUAAAGUUUUUAGCCAAAGUAUGCUAGAAACACCAGUAAUUCAUUGCACAAGAACCCAGUUUCCAAAGUGUCAACGCAACGACCUGUUUGCGUGUCUGUCGCUUUAAAUGGAAAGGAGCUGUUGAUCACCUUGCUUGCAUCUGACCGUCAUGGAACAGAUGGCAAUCUAGAUGUUGAUUUCUGUGACACAAGUCUAGCUUGACCAGAUACAGGACUGAAUUGUUUCCAUACACACAUUCACAGGAUUGUAGGACUUGAUCCUCAAUGUGUAAAAGUGUCUCAAACUGAUUUUUGCACACCUUUAAAGCAGAAGCAGACCAGCGGUGGCACUGGUGUCACAUAUGGUCCCCGCCAUUACUCUCAUUCCUAUAAAUGUUCUGUGUAUCACUACUUAUCUACCACCUACAAAACAUCGUAGCUGACGACAGAAGGGUUGGUUUAUCGCUCCAACAUUCAUUUCGCUCCUUCAACACGCUGCCUUUGGGCUGAAUCUGUACAUGGGGCAGCGAACUCAUCUGGUUGUGUGCAAAUUUGUCAUCAAUGUGCAGUUUACUUGAACUUUAAGUUAGGAUUCAGACCUGGGACCUCAAACGCACAACCUCUCACAUUGAAGCCUCCAACUGCAUCAACGCAAACUUGGAUUGAAAUCAAUCGAAUCACUGCAGAGGAAUGCCUCUGAGGAGCUACAGAAGUACUUUGAUUACUUGAUCAGAUUUCAGCAAAUCAUCUUUCACAUGGAUGGAGAGAAAAGUUUUUUUUGUUGUUGUUUGUUUUUAAGUGACAAACGUCUCCGUUUUGAGGAUGGAUUAGCAUAUACCUCAUUCCCAGUCCAGCAGCGCUGGAACUUAAAAUGCUAUGUAUUGACAUUAACCGUUAUAAACUGCAUUAUAUACACUCAGUAAAAAAAAAUGAAGAAAAAAAAAAUCACGUAUGUUGUAGCGUUCACUUGUUGAGGCCAUUACUUAUAGUUUGCUUAAAACAAAAAAACUGAGAUAUAAGAUCUUGUAUGUUUUUUGUUGUUUUUUUUGGGGUGGUGGUGAUGGGGUAGGGGGACCAUUUUGUUUGACUUUAGAUCUUGUACAGAUUUAUGGUUUGGUUUGACUUAUUUAUUCCAUCAGUAGUGCUUGGUUUUUAUCAUGUCCGAUGGCUUUGUUUUCUUAAUAAAAAUCACAAAACUUUG
Messenger RNA from Thalassophryne amazonica, 3035 nucleotides. It is a transcript of the gene bcl7a, whose product is annotated as BAF chromatin remodeling complex subunit BCL7A. The transcript is spliced from 6 exons. The record is from RefSeq and is a predicted model, not a curated record. NCBI's taxonomy places the organism in Eukaryota, Metazoa, Chordata, Actinopteri, Batrachoidiformes, Batrachoididae. The coding region runs from base 73 to 672 and encodes 199 amino acids.